Molecule: messenger RNA, 4126 nt
Organism: Gastrolobium bilobum
Lineage: Eukaryota; Viridiplantae; Streptophyta; Magnoliopsida; Fabales; Fabaceae
Exons: 18
Coding region: 24-3851 (1275 amino acids)
Source: RefSeq, a predicted model, not a curated record
UACUAGCUAGGGUUUUAUCGGCCAUGGAAAUGGAUGAACCUGCACUCUCCAUUCAUGAAGCGAACGAUGAUUUUUGCAAUUCAAUCCUCUCUCGCUUCGCCAACUCCACGAGCGAAAGCCACCAGCACCUAUGCGCCGUCAUCGGCGCUAUGUCUCAGGAGCUCAAAGACCACAAUCUACCUUCGUCCCCCGUAGCCUACUUCGGUGCCGCAUGCUCUUCUCUGGACCGCAUCGCAUCCGAACCCAACCCUCCCAACCACGCCAUCGACGCACUUCUCACCAUCCUCUCCCUCGUUAUUGCCAGAGUACCCGUCGCUGUGUUGAAAAAGAAGAGAGAGUUCUUGUCGGAGCUCUUGGUUCGAGUUAUCCGCUCUCAGUCGGUUGCGGAGAGUGCAGUAAUUUCCGGAUUGAAGUGCCUUUCGCAUUUGUUGUUCAUCAGGGAUAGUGUCUGCUGGUCUGAUGUGUCUAACUUGUUCAACGUCUUGUUGGGAUUGCUUACUGAUUCACGACCUAAGGUCAGAAGACAAUCUCAUUUGUGUCUACGUGAUGUCUUGUUAAACUUUCAAAAUUCUUCACUACUGGCAUCUGCAAGCGAAGGAGUCACAAACCAACUCGAAAGGUUUCUUUUGCUUGCGGGUGGAGCAAAUGCAAAUGCAGGUGAAGGAACUACAGGAGCACAACAGGUUCUGUAUAUUCUUGAUGCCUUGAAAGAAUGUCUUCCUUUUUUGUCACUGAAAUACAAGACCAGCAUUCUUAAGUACUUCAAAACUCUCUUGGAUCUGCGUCAACCCCUAGUCACAAGGCGCAUAACAGACGGUUUGAAUUUUCUCUGUCUUCACCCAACAUCAGAAGUUUACCCUGAAACACUACUUGAUUUGUUAAGCUCGUUGGCUCUUAAUAUCACAUCAAAUGAGAUGUCUGGAGAUGGAAUGACAUUUACUGCUCGCUUGCUUGAUGCUGGAAUGAAUAAAGUUUAUUCUCUUAACAGGCAAAUAUGUGUAAUUAAGCUCCCCAUUAUCUUUAACGCUCUCAAAGAUAUUUUGGCAUCCGAACAUGAAGAGGCCAUAUACGCGGCCACAGAUUCACUCAAGAGCAUUAUAAAUUCUUGUAUUGAUGAAAGUUUGAUUAAACAGGGAGUGGAUCAGAUCACUUUGAGUGAAAACAGGGAGUCAAGGAGGUCAGGGCCAACUAUAAUUGAAAAAAUUUGUGCAACUAUUGAGAGCUUACUUGAUUAUCACUAUAAUGCUGUCUGGGACAGAGUAUUUCAAGUUAUUUCGGCUAUGUUUCAUAAAUUAGGAAACUAUUCUCCUUAUUUUAUGAGAGGAAUACUCAAAAACUUGGAAGAUAUGCAGAAGCUACCUGAUGAAGAUUUUCCCUUUAAGAAACAGUUGCAUGAAUGCUUUGGAUCAGCUCUUAAUGCAAUGGGACCUGAAACUUUGUUGUCCCUUAUACCUCUGAAUUUGGAAGCUGAAGAUUUAUCUGAUGCAAAUAUUUGGCUUUUUCCAAUUCUAAAACAGUAUAUUGUUGGUGCAUCUUUAACCUAUUUUACAGAAGAAAUUCUGACUAUGAUUGAACGUUUGAGGGAGAAGGCUCGAAGGCUUGAGAAGCAAGGACUGAUGGUGUCGUCUAGGAAUGCUGAUGCACUUAUGUACUCUUUGUGGUCGUUGCUGCCUUCAUUUUGCAACUAUCCUUCAGACACUGCUGAAAGUUUCGUGGAUCUGGAGAAACAUUUACGUGAUAAGCUAAAAGAAGAACCUGAUAUUCGCGGAAUAAUAUGCACUAGUUUGCAGCUUCUGAUUCAGCAAAACAAGAACAUUGUGGAUGCAAAUGACAAUGAUUAUAUUGGGCAAGAUAUGGCCAAAGAACAAGUUUUUGUCCGUUAUUCUCAACAGGUUGCAACAGACAAUUUGUUUGUGCUGAAGUCAUCUGCAAGGAACUUGUUAAAGGAUCUGUCAGAAGUAUUCCUGAAUUCUACGAAAGAUGAUGGUGGUUGUUUGCAGCACACAAUUGGUGAUAUUGCAUCUAUAGCAGAUAAAGCAGAUGUGCGCAGUUUAUUCAAGGAGAAAAUGUGGAACCUUUACAAAUGCACUCGAAAGGCCAGCAAAGUAGACAAUUCAAAAAGUUUUCAUUCUAUGAAGAUUGAUGAUGCAUCAAAUAAUGUGUCUCCAUCAGUUUUCAGGGUGCGGCUUAUUGAUUUUUCAGUUUCACUGUUGCCUGGUUUAGAUGCGGAAGACAUUGAUUUAUUAUUUCAAGCAAUAAAGCCGGCAUUGCAGGAUGUUGAAGGUGUCAUGCAGAAGAAGGCGUACAAAGUCCUUUCAAACAUUCUCAGGAGGUCAGAUAGUUUUGUUUCAUCGAAGUUUGCGGAACUGCUUCAGCUAAUGGUUGAGAUUCUUCCUUCGUGUCAUUUUUCUGCCAAACGUCACCGACUUGAUUGCCUUUACUUCUUAAUAAUCCAUGUCUCGAAAUCAAAGGACAAUUUGGAGCACUGGCCCGAAAUUGUUGGUUCUUUCCUUACUGAAAUAAUACUUGCUCUUAAAGAGGCUAAUAAAAAAACCAGGAACAGGGCUUAUGAAAUUCUCGUUGAAAUUGGCCAUGCAUUUGGGGAUGAGGACAAAGGUGGGAACAGAGAAAACUUGUAUCAAUUUUUUAACAUGGUUGCUGGAGGCCUUGCUGGGGAAACUCCACAUAUGAUAAGUGCAGCAGCCAAAGGUUUGGCUCGUUUGGCUUAUGAGUUCUCUGAUCUUGUUUUGACUGCCUUCAGCUUGCUCCCGUCAACUUUUCUUCUCCUCCAAAGAAAAAAUAAAGAGAUAAUUAAGGCUAAUCUAGGUUUGAUAAAGGUAUUAGUAGCCAAAUCACAAGCGGAGGGUCUGCAAAUGCACCUGAGGAACAUGGUAGAGGGCUUGUUGAAGUGGCAAGACAACACCAAAAAUCAUUUUAAAGCAAAGGUUAAACUUCUUUUGGAAAUGCUUGUCACAAAAUGUGGACUGGAGGCUGUUAAAGCCGUCAUGCCUGAACAGCAUAUGAAACUUCUUUCCAACAUACGGAAGAUCAAGGAGCGGAGAGAGAGGAACCGAGGUGCUAAAUCUGAGGAAACUAGAUCUCAUCUCUCAAAAGCAACUACGUCCAGGCAGAGUAUGUGGAAUCAUACAAAAAUUUUCUCGGAUUUCGAUGGAGAUAGUGGCAAUAGUGAUGCAGAAUACCUGAAUGCCAAGACAAUUUCUGGACGGAGCAAGUCUUCCUUACAUAUCAAAUCAGCAGCAUCUUCAUAUAGGCCCAAUAUCAGACUAAAGAAGAAUUUACCCGAGCACUUGUCUGACCAAUCUGAUGAUGAGCCACUUGAUUUGCUUGAUCGGCAGAAAACGAGGUCAGCUCUUAGAUCAUCCGAGAAUCUCAAAAGAAAGUCAAUGUUAGAUGAUGAGGUGGAGUUAGAUUCUGAAGGACGCUUGAUUAUCCGUGAGGAAGAACAGAGAAAUGAAAAAUCUGCCGAUUCUGAUUUUGAUUGUCGGAGUGAGCCUGAUAGUCACUUGUCUGCUAAGUCUGGAACUAAAGUCCAGAAGCGGAGAAAAACAUCAGACUCUGGUUGGGCUUACACAGGGAAGGAAUAUGCGAGCAAGAAAGCAGGUGGAGAUCUGAAGAGGAAAGACAAACUUGAACCUUAUGCAUAUUGGCCACUUGAUCGGAAAAUGAUGAGUCGUCGACCCCAGCAGCGGGCUACUGCAAGAAAAGGUAUGGCUAGUGUUGUAAAGAUGAGUAAAGAGCUUGAAGGCAAGAGUGCCUCAGGUGUGCUGUCCCUUAAGAGUUCGAAACUAAAACGAACUCAAAAGAAAAGCGGCAAGCCAAAGAAGAUGUAAGUACCGCCAGCUUAUAUUGAUAUGUCAUGAAUUUGCAGUACCAAUUUUGAUGCUCCUGUGAGUUGUAGGUCUAAGUUAAAUCAAAUAUAAUGUACUGUUUUAUUUUCAUAUAUUUAUUUGAUGAGAGAGAAAAGAGGGCUUUUGGUUGCAGUUUUGUUUUCUUUAUGAAAUCAGUUGUACUGUUUUCUGUUUUUAGUACUCACUAAAGGUGGAUCACAGAAAUUCCUUUACGAUAGGUUGAUACAAGUAUGGAAUCUCUCAGAUAAUUUUUUUAU